AUGGCUUUGUUGUCUGCAUUACUCGGUCUGGCAUGCCUUGCAACCAAUGUCGUUGCCACAGACCUCGACGACUUCAUCGUACGUCAAAGGGACUUCUCUCUUCAAAGUACCCGGAACAACAUUGGCCCUAAGGGUUCUAUGGUUGAAGGUGCUGGUCCUGGAAUCGUGAUCGCCAGCCCGUCCAAGACCGACCCUGAUUACUUUUACACCUGGACAAGAGACGCCGCCCUAACCAUGAAGAUGGUUGUAGAUGAGUUCAUUUUUGGCAAAAAGGAGCUCCAGGUCCACAUCGAAGACUACUACCAUUCUCAAGCUGUUCUGCAGACCGUUAACAACCCUUCUGGGUCUUUACUUCCCGCGGGCCGCGGUCUAGGUGAGGCCAAGUACAAUGCCAACGGCACACGAUUUGUUGGUGAAUGGGGUCGCCCUCAACGAGACGGGCCGGCCCUUAGAGCCAUAGCCCUCAUUACUUACUCUCGCUGGCUGAUUGAGAACGGCGAGGGAUCAAAAGCUAAGGAUAUCAUAUGGCCUAUCAUCACCAAUGAUCUGUCUUACGUCGGCCAGUACUGGAACUCUACUGGAUUCGAUCUUUGGGAAGAGGUUUCCGGUUCUAGCUUUUUCACCGUCCAGAACCAGUACCGCUCGCUCGUUGAGGGCGCAGCACUUGCGACAUCGCUAAACGUUAAUUGUACCGGCUGUGAACAGGCACCCAACGUGUUAUGCUUCCUGCAAACCUUCUGGAACGGCGAAUACUAUACCGCAAACAUCAACACACAGACAAAGCGUUCUGGUAAGGACGCCAACGUCAUGCUAGGAUCCGUUUCUGUCUUUGAUAUCAAGGCCAGCUGCGAUGACCCCUCCAUUCAGCCUUGCCACAGCCAAGCCUUGGCAAACUUCAAGGUCUGGGUCGAUGCCUUCCGCAAUGGUAGCGUUUACCCGAUCAACGAAGGUAUCCCCAAGGACAAGGGUGUUGCACUCGGCCGUUACAUCGAGGACGUGUACUUCAACGGAAAUCCUUGGUAUCUUAUCAUACUCGGAGCAGCCGAAUUCCUUUAUGACGCCGUAGCCCAAUGGAAGGCGCAGGGUGUUAUCAAAAUUGAUUCAACAUCGUUGCCCUUCUUUAAGGACCUGUAUCCCGCCGCCGAGGAAGGGACAUUCCAGGAGUCUAGCAACAGCUUUGCUAUUGUCGUCAGUGCGGUUACUGCCUAUGCUGAUUCCUUCGUAGCAGUAGCACAGCAGUACACUCCUAGCAACGGUUCAAUGUCUGAACAGUUUAACAAAACAUCUCCAGGAAACCCCCUCUCGGCAUCCGACCUUACCUGGUCCUAUUCCGCCUUCGUGACCAUGGCUGAGCGCCGUGCUGGCCAGUAUCCUCCUAGCUGGGUCCCUGCCGCCUCGAAAGUACCUGAGACCUGCACCACAUCGUCGACCCCAGGUGUUUACGAGCCCGCAAUCGCUGCAGGAGCUCCUGAUGUGACUGGUACUUGUACAGUUCCCGUCACCUUCCUGUUAAAUGCAACGACCUACUAUGGAGAGAAUGUCUACAUUCUUGGCAAUGUUGCCGAGAUUGGUUCAUGGAAACCUGAAAACGGGCAGCUCAUGAAAGCCACCAGCUACUCGGCUGAGCGUCCGCUGUGGAACGUUGACGUUGAACUGCCCGGUGGCCAGAGCGUGGACUACAUCUAUAUUAGGAAGCAAAACUGCGACCAGGGAUACAUAUACGAAUCGACGAACCGUACGCUCACAGUGCCUGCUUGCGAUUCGACAAAGAAGUUGACGGUGGAUGAUGAAUGGGUGGGACGCCGGGGAACUAGUGGUAAUUGCUAA
Messenger RNA from Colletotrichum truncatum, 1827 nucleotides. RefSeq names its product glucoamylase. The record is from RefSeq and is a predicted model, not a curated record. Gene Ontology annotation, molecular function: starch binding; glucan 1,4-alpha-glucosidase activity. Lineage: Eukaryota; Fungi; Ascomycota; Sordariomycetes; Glomerellales; Glomerellaceae. Gene Ontology annotation, biological process: polysaccharide catabolic process. Gene Ontology annotation, cellular component: fungal-type vacuole.